Messenger RNA from Cucurbita maxima (winter squash), 738 nucleotides. RefSeq names its product 1-Cys peroxiredoxin A. The record is from RefSeq and is a predicted model, not a curated record. Gene Ontology annotation, cellular component: mitochondrion; cytosol. NCBI's taxonomy places the organism in Eukaryota, Viridiplantae, Streptophyta, Magnoliopsida, Cucurbitales, Cucurbitaceae. Gene Ontology annotation, biological process: cell redox homeostasis; cellular oxidant detoxification. The transcript is spliced from 4 exons. Bases 67 to 726 code for a protein of 219 amino acids. Gene Ontology annotation, molecular function: peroxiredoxin activity.
AAGAAACAACAUCGCACAUCAGAACACCAAAACUUCAAAUUUGAACCAUCCUUCUGUAGGAAGAAGAUGCCAGGCCUUACCAUCGGCGAUACAGUGCCCAACAUUCAAGCUGAUAGCACCCAUGGAAAGAUCAGUUUAUAUGACUACAUCGACGGCAGCUGGGCCAUCAUCUUCUCUCACCCAGGUGAUUUCACUCCAGUUUGUACUACGGAGCUGGGGAUGAUCGCUGCUCAGGCAGAGGAGUUUGCUCAACGAGGUGUGAAGCUCAUAGGAUUGUCUUGUGAUGAUGUUCAAUCUCAUACCGAUUGGAUCAAGGAUAUCGAAGCCUACAAUAAUGGAAAGAAGGUGACAUAUCCAAUACUGGCGGAUCCAAAGGGGGAGUUGAUCAAGGAACUGAACAUGGUGGACCCGGACGAGAAGGACUCAUCAGGCAGGGCAGUGCCAUCGAGAGCAUUGCACAUCAUCGGUCCAGACAAGAAGGUGAAGCUGAGCUUCCUGUACCCAGCAAGUACAGGGAGGAACAUGGAGGAAGUGAUGAGGGUUUUGGAGUCAUUGCAGAAGGCUGCAAAGCACAAGGUUUGCACUCCAGUUAACUGGAAGCCAGGCGAGGCCUGCGUGAUUCCGCCCAAUGUAACUAAUGAUCAGGCCAAGCAAAUGUUCCCUCAAGGCUUUGAAACUCUUGAUCUUCCUUCCAAGAAGGGAUACUUGCGUUUUGCUGCUGUCUGAAGGCCAUGGCUG